Prorocentrum cordatum is the source of this 2322-nucleotide messenger RNA. Lineage: Eukaryota; Dinophyceae; Prorocentrales; Prorocentraceae. The record is from the annotation of a GenBank genome assembly.
AGUGCUCCGCGCGGGGGUCGGCCGCGGUCCUGCCUCCCGGGGCGGGGGCGCGCCAUGAGGAAGGCGGCGGCGGCCGUGGGGGUCCUGCCAGGCUGGGCAGCUGCGCAGGCGGUCUCCGUGGACGCCGGUGCCCUGGAGGACGGGGGAAGUGGUCCCUGCCGGACUGGAUCCCGUUCGUAGGCGGCCUUGGGACCGAUGGCGCGGGCGACUCCCACGAGUGUGGCCCUGGGGACCAAGCGCCGCCGCUGAGCGUCCCGGAGGACCGGCUGAGGUGGUGCUGCGAGGCCAAGGGGGUGUGGUGCCCGCUGGUCGCGAUGCCCACGACGACAACGGAGAGGCCCUUCGACUGCCGCGCUCUGACGUCGGAGGCUGCCCGCCAGGCGCCGCGCGGGCGGUCCGCGGGCGACGCCCUGAAGAGGCUGUGGUGCUGCCAGUACGAGGGGGUCGGAUGCCCUAAGGAGACGACGGGGAGGCCACCACUACGUCCGCGCCGUACGACUGCCGCGAGGGUGUGGCCGACUGGCAGGGGAGAGUUGGUCGGAGCAGAAGAAGAGGUGGUGCUGCGCGCACGGCGCCCUUGGCUGCGAGGACGACGCGGAGGCCGCGGAGGCGCCCAGUGGGACGACCACUCCCGCCGCCGCGCCUCAGGAGGGUUGCCCUCCGCGGCCAGCUGCGACGUGCAGUGCACCGUGAAGGACUUCUCGGCGCCGUGCCAGGAGUGGGUGCACCUGGGCGUCCAGCAGGAAUCCGAGUUCGCCUCCGAGGCAAACCCCUGCGCCCGCGCGCGCGACCUUGUGGCCAGAGAGUGCCCGCAGUGCGCCGCGUGCGACCUUGACGCCCUCUGCGGCGCGGAGCCCGCGUCGACCGACGGCCACGCCGCUGAGGGCGGCGAUCCCGCCGAUGCUGGGAAUUUGAAUGCCACGGCCACCCCAGCGGCGGCGUCCUCUGGGAAAUACGACUGCCACGGCGCGGGACCUUCCGAUGACAAGAGCCUGUGGCCGGAGGACGACCAGAAGGCGUGGUGCUGCGAACACCACCUGGUGGCCUGCUUCGGCUGUGGCGUGAAGUGCGUGGUGGAGGGCGUGUCGGCCACGUGUGCCGAGCGCGUGGCGUGGUCGAAGGACAACCAGUUCAGCGACCGCCAGGACGCCUGCUCGGUGGCGCAUGACCAGGUGUCCGAGGACUGCCCCGUCUGCUCUGGGUGUGAGCUCGGCGAGGCCUGCCCUGGGCCGAACGCCACGGCCAGCGACGGCGCACCAGGCGCGAACGCCACUGGCCCGCGGGCGCCGAGCGGCGUGGAGACGGUGGCCGAUGGCACCUCGACGGAGGCCACCUCGACGCAGGUGCCGGCCAUCACGGAGGCGGCUUCGACCAGCACCACCACCAUCUAUCACCACCGUUUCCACCUUCGUUGAGGUCACCAGUUCCCUCCCGGUGACAACGACGCGGACGGGGACGACCACCACAGAGACCAGGACGACGACCAUGGAGGCCACCACGGAGACCACCAGGACGACCACCAGGACGACCACCAGAACGACCACCAUGGCCCCGACAACCACCGCGGAGCCGACGCCAGCGCCCACAGCUAGCGCCACCACCACCGCCGCCGCCCCCGCCGAGCCGGAGCCGGAGCCGUACGACUGCGAGGUGCUCGGGGGCAACGCCGAGGCGAUUGCGCAGCUGUGGUCGCCGCGGCGGCGCGAGUGGUGUUGCGAGCACCACCAGCAGGGCUGCGCGAAGGAGGAGGAGGAUCGGGGCCCUUCGACUGCGCGCAGGGCGUCCUGACGUGGGAGCACUCGUGGCCUUUCCAGAAGGCGCAGUGGUGCUGCGCGCAUUACGAGGUCGGGUGCCCAGACUCCUUCCAGCCUGGCCGCCUCUUCGCGCGGAGCGGCGGCCCGGCGCGCCGCCCCCCGGAAGGCGGGCGGGCCGGAGCCGCCCCGCUCGCCGCCGCGCCGCUGCUGGUUGCCGCCGUGGCCUGCGUGGCCCUGUGCCCAUCGUGCGGACCUCGGCGAUCGCCCGCCUCUCCCGCGGGCGCACCGGCUGGGGCGGCGGCGGCGCCGGCGGGCGCGGCGGCUACCCUGCGCAGCCGGCAGCCGCCGCCGCGCGGGCGGAGCGCGAGGCGCUGCUGGAGGGGCCGCCGGCGCCGGCGCAGGUCUGAGCGGUGGCGGCCCGUUGCUCGAACAGCCAACAAAGCGACGUACGUAAACUCGGAGCCAGCUGGGGGUCUGAGAUGGCCCAGCACCGGUUCUCGCCGGCAGGAAAGGGGGGAUAUCAUUUGUUGUUGGGCGUCCAGCCCAUGCUUGCCGUACCCCUGUCGGG